UGGUGAAAUAUAAAUCUGACUGCAUGAAUAUAGAGAUUUCUUUGACUCCAGGGUAUUAAUGAAUAGUUAACUUCCGUUCAGUCACACGCAACUCACACAUAUUCGUUUGCCGCACAAAUACUCGGGCUGUUUGAUUUACGUCCGUGAACUGUUCAAACCCUGCAAAUAAUAUUGGAAACGUAAAAUAACAUGCCAGAUACGCCAGCCGUCGAAAAGGACAAGCAAAUGAAACAACUGAAGCGAUGUAUGGAGUGUUGGCGAGAGGUUAUUCUACCCUUGAAUUCAAUACUCCUCUGGGAACAGUCCUGGCAUCCAGGUCUCAUUCUUGGACUCACAACUUCUAUUUUUCUGUUGAUGUGGUUCAUGGAGCCAGCCAUACUUACAGUCAUUUCUGUAGGUCUACUAUUAAUGGCAUUGGGCGAUUAUCUGGGACCAAUACUGAUUUCCACAUUUUGCUCCACAAACAGUUGGACAGGACAGAAAGAACGUAAACUAGAUGAAAUCUGCCAAAGAUUAUCCAAUGCUAUUACUCAGUUGCAAAGUAUAUGGAAAACAGCGUUAUGGGCUCGUACUAAUCAUGCCAAUAUGUACUACGGAGUAAUAACAGCUGUACUGCUCGGACUUGCAUUGAUUGGAAACACAGUCAACAAUUUGUUCCUGAUGUAUGUCAUAGUAAACAGUCUCCUUCUUCUACCGGGCUUGAGACAUAACGGAAGGAUGCAACAACCUAUUAAACUAUUAUGCAGCUAUCUGACGCGUCCCAAGUUGUCUUAAUUAGUUCUCCUCCACAUCUGAAUAGGCAACGCUAUCCAUUUGUUGUUCACGUAACACAGAUUGAAACACUUAUUCUCCCAAUCGCAAUUUAUUUGCUUGCACCUAUUUAAGCUGACUCAUGCCACUUUAAAUACUCAUUCAAUAUUUGACUGAUACUAUAUUUAUUCUUUACAUUUUAUUGAUAAACGGCACAAGCGAUACUGUAAUACUUGAACAUGUAUUAACCAAACUAUGAACCAAUAUAAAUUAUUAUCUGACUUGUACCUAA
Molecule: messenger RNA, 1042 nt
Organism: Diprion similis
Lineage: Eukaryota; Metazoa; Arthropoda; Insecta; Hymenoptera; Diprionidae
Gene: Arl6IP1
Product: ADP-ribosylation factor-like protein 6-interacting protein 1
Exons: 5
Coding region: 190-774 (194 amino acids)
Source: RefSeq, a predicted model, not a curated record